CUGGAUGGCCCUUGUCGGACACGCUGCCGUAGGAGUGGGAGUUUCACUUCCAUCCGUGCCAUCGUGGUGUGAUCGUCUCGUUCGUUUUUCUUUACCAACGGAUUGCCUCGGUCGUAACUAUUUACUUCUAAAAUGGCUACUAAAAUGGUUCACGUCUCUAAGAAGAAAAAGUUUGUAUCGGAUGGAGUAUUCCGUGCGGAACUGAAUGAAUUCCUCACCAGAGAACUGGCUGAGGAGGGCUAUUCAGGAGUCGAAGUGCGGGUAGUUCCUAACAGAACUGAAAUUAUUAUAAUGGCAACAAGAACUCAGUCCGUGUUAGGAGAAAAAGGAAGACGUAUUAGAGAACUCACUUCUGUAGUACAGAAAAGAUUCCAGUUCCAACCCAACACCCUGGAAUUAUAUGCUGAAAAGGUGGCCACAAGAGGUUUAUGUGCAAUUGCGCAAGCUGAGUCAUUAAGAUACAAGCUCAUUGGAGGCCUUGCUGUUAGAAGGGCUUGUUAUGGAGUGUUGCGGUUUAUUAUGGAAAAUGGAGCCAGAGGUUGCGAAGUAGUAGUAUCUGGAAAGCUCAGAGGUCAGAGAGCCAAGUCCAUGAAAUUCGUAGACGGCUUAAUGAUCCACAGUGGUGACCCGUGCAACGAGUAUGUGGAUACAGCUACUCGUCAUGUACUUCUGAGACAAGGUGUGUUGGGUAUAAAGGUAAAGAUUAUGUUACCUUAUGACCCACAGGGCAAGAGUGGGCCUAAGAAACCGUUACCAGACAGCGUUUAUGUCUACGAUCCAAAGGAUGAAGGUCCGGUCCAAACUAACGCUCCCUUACAGUCAUUGAAGAGCUCUGAACUUAUCAUUGCUUCAUAAAAGAUAUUAAAGUUUUUUAUUGAA
Cimex lectularius (bed bug) is the source of this 879-nucleotide messenger RNA. Its product is annotated as 40S ribosomal protein S3-like. Gene Ontology annotation, biological process: translation; positive regulation of apoptotic signaling pathway. Lineage: Eukaryota; Metazoa; Arthropoda; Insecta; Hemiptera; Cimicidae. The transcript is spliced from 4 exons. The coding region runs from base 133 to 855 and encodes 240 amino acids. The record is from RefSeq and is a predicted model, not a curated record. Gene Ontology annotation, cellular component: nucleus; cytosolic small ribosomal subunit. Gene Ontology annotation, molecular function: RNA binding; structural constituent of ribosome.